This is a messenger RNA of Mollisia scopiformis, 2681 nucleotides long. Its product is annotated as Six-hairpin glycosidase. The record is from RefSeq and is a predicted model, not a curated record. The coding region runs from base 116 to 2437 and encodes 773 amino acids. Gene Ontology annotation, biological process: carbohydrate metabolic process. Lineage: Eukaryota; Fungi; Ascomycota; Leotiomycetes; Helotiales; Mollisiaceae. Gene Ontology annotation, molecular function: hydrolase activity, hydrolyzing O-glycosyl compounds. The transcript is spliced from 8 exons.
CCUUCAUCCCACGGUAUUCAAUCUUGCACUUGAAUGAUUGAACAUGAAUAAUCACGCACCAUGGCAGACUACGGGAGAUCAUUUGAUGAUCAAGUCUGCAUAGGUAUAUGGAGCUAUGCUAGAUAAAGUGGGUCAAGGCGGUGAGGAGCUGCAUAGCAGUGGUGGCAGAAUCACUAUCGUGACCAUGCUAUGCCUUGAAGCUGCAGCUAACUCGUUCGCAAAGCUCCUUGGGAAACGCCCCGCGCUGACAAAGAGCUCCGAUGCCACUGAUCGGCGAAUUUUCCUAAGUCUCAAAGCUUUUCAGGUCCAACUUGAAGUUUGCUUCCUCAAUUGUCGCAGCCAACCUGGACUUCCAUUCUCUUCUUACCACUCUCUAAGCUCAUCAACGUAUCGAAGCUAUUCCAAAAGUAUGGGAGCUCCGACAGCAGUCCAGACGAGUCGACGGAACCAGACCGGCUAUCUGCCAAUCGAGAAUUAUGGUUUGAUUGGGAAUAUGCGCACCUGCGCUCUCGUAGGCAUCGAUGGAAGUGUUGAUUUCAUGUGCUGGCCCGACUUCGAUUCUCCGUCCAUCUUCUGCAGACUUCUGGACAAAGAUAAAGGGGGUUACUUUAGCAUCAGCCCUCCUGCGGACAAAACCUAUACCACGAAACAGCAAUACCUUCCUUCCUCCAACAUCCUACAAACGAGAUACAUCCAUGAAGAUGGAGUGGUUGAUCUGGUGGAUUUCUUUCCACGGCCAAAAGACAGCCGUGUCGUGAUGAAAGCUCCCAAACAGAUGCCAUUCAGAGAGGCUAUUACUGUCCAGGACGAGUUGAAGAAAUGGCUGGUCAGGAGAGUUGAAUGCAUUCGUGGUGAGGUUGAUCUUGAGGUCGAGAUCUUCCCAGCAUUCGAUUACGCUCGAGGCAAGCACACAACCAAGAUUCUACUCCCUGAGCACCCUCCAGGAUGCCUCGACAGUAAGACUGUGAGUUUCCAGGGCGGAGAGAUCAACCUGCAACUCGAUGUUACGAUUGAUCACGGUGAAGAACAUGCAGCUUCUUGUCCAGCAGUCACUUUCCGCAAAGAGAAGAAGCCCAAGAUGCUUGGAGAAGGCGUUGUGGCACAUAUACAUUUGUUAGAAGGUCAAGCUAUAUCCUUCGUUCUAAGAGAUGACAUCCCAAAUCAUGUCACCAGAGACGUCACCACUGAAGUUCUUGAUAGCCAGCAGCAUGAUACGCAAACCUUCUGGUUCAACUGGAUUUCCAAGAGCAAAUACAAGGGUCGCUGGCGAGAGAUUGUCAACAGAAGCUUACUGAUCCUGAAGCUUCUUACGUACGAACCGACCGGUGCCAUCAUAGCUGCACCAACAUUUUCUAUUCCAGAAGACAUUGGAGGUGUGAGGAACUGGGACUACCGAUUCUGCUGGGUCCGCGAUUCAAGCUUCACCAUCUACAUUCUGCUUCGAAUGGGAUUCGUCGAAGAAGCCGAUGCUUACAUGGACUUCAUCAGCGAGAGAUUCAGGAAAUCCAGGUCUGCUGAAGGUGCCCUUCCAAUUAUGUUCACCAUUCGUGGAGAGACGGACAUCCCAGAAAUUGAGUUUGACCAUCUUUCCGGAUACCGCGACAGCAAACCUGUCCGCAUCGGUAAUGGUGCCGCUUUCCACUUGCAAUUCGACAUCUACGGAGAGCUUAUGGAUGGGAUAUACUUGUAUAACAAGUAUGGCAAACCCGUUACCUGGGAGCAAUGGGUGGCCAUCAGGGAGAUUUUGGACUAUGUUAUGACGAUCUGGAAGGAGCCCGAUAUGUCUAUCUGGGAGGUUCGAAGUAGAAAACAAAACUACACGUAUUCCAAGAUCAUGCUCUGGGUUGCUUUUGAUCGGGGGCUUCGCUUGGCUGAGAAAAGAUGUCUGCCGUGUCCAAAUCGUGAGAAGUGGUUGGCUAUUCGGGAUACAAUCUACGAGGACAUUAUGGAGAAAGGCUAUAGUCAUGACAUCCGCUGCUUCAUCCAGAGCUACGAGAGUGGUGAUCGCCUUGACUCCUCAAUUCUGAUUGCUCCCUUGGUGUUCUUCAUCUCACCAAAUGACCCACGAUUCUUACGAACAAUGGAUCGCAUUUUGUUGCCACCUGAGAAAGGUGGCCUCACUUCAACCGGUUUGGUCUACCGCUACGAUACUGAGCUCUCUGAAGAUGGUGUUGGGGGCCGUGAAGGCGCUUUCAGCAUGUGCACUUUCUGGCUCGUUGAAGCCAUGACUCGGGCAGGUGUUUAUGACAAGAAAUAUCUCCCCCGUGCCAUUAACAUCUUCGAGAACAUGUUGAGCUUCUCCAACCACUUGGGAAUGUUUUCAGAAGAGAUCUCCAGAUCUGGCGAGCAGUUGGGCAACACUCCUCAAGCUUUUAGUCAUCUUGCUCUGAUUAGUGCUGCGUUCAAUCUUGAUCGUGCUACUGAGUUUAAGCGCUGAAGGAUACUGUUGGAUAAAGUUGGUAGAUGGAACGAUGAACGAUGAAUCAUGAUAUUAUGGAGUAACGAUUAUUCGGAAAACAGUGAGGUACUGAGGUUCUUUAACGUGGGAUGAAAAGGGAGUUGGUGGGGUGUAGCGAUCAGUGCUACUGUAGGCGUCGGUCUUUGUCGGGUGGUUUGUGGGAAGUGCUUCUAUGGUUUUAGUAACAUACCUUCCAGCAAUACUAGACUUUCGUUUAUCCAGA